AUGAAGUGGAGGAGGAUUGUGAUCUUUGCCAUCCUGCAGGCACAGCUCCCCGUUACAGAUGCUGUACCGAUUCUUGGACUGACAGACCCAAGACUCUGCUACUUACUGGAUGGAUUCCUCUUCAUUUACGCGGUCAUCAUGACAGCCCUUUUUGUGAAAGCGAAGCUUAGCCAGGCCUCUGGACCACAGCUGCAACCAGGCCAGGAUGAUGUGUAUAAUAAACUGUCUCGUGGACAGAGGGAUGAAUAUGAUGUUCUGGGGGCAAAGCGAGGUGCAGACCCUGAGCUGGGCGGGAGACACCAGCAGAGAAGAAGGAACCCUCAGGACACUGUCUACACUUCGCUGCAGAAGGACAAGAUGGGCGAGGCAUACAGUGAAAUCGGAAUGAAGGGAGAGCAGCAGAGGCGGCGAGGCAAAGGGAAUGAAGGUGUCUACCAGGGACUCAGUACAGCGACCAAGGACACUUACGAUGCUCUCCAAAUGCAGCCUUUGCCCCCCCGCUAA
This is a messenger RNA of Nipponia nippon (crested ibis), 504 nucleotides long. Lineage: Eukaryota; Metazoa; Chordata; Aves; Pelecaniformes; Threskiornithidae. The record is from RefSeq and is a predicted model, not a curated record.